AAAUGUCCUCUGAGGGCAGGAGCAGUUUUUCAUUCAAAAUUCCAAUGCUGUCAGCCCACAGGCGGCAAUGGGAUCCACUAUGGAACAGGGGUGACAGCAGGAGUGGGUUCCGAGCCCAGUGCUCCCCUUGAAGUAUAAAAACCCUGGACAGUCAGCAGCCUUUCCCCCCUCAGCCAGAUUUCCCCCAUCCUUCCACCUUCCUGCGUUUACAUCCCAGGUUUCCCCUCUGUACUGGCUUUGUGCGGUACCGUUUUGGUAGUGGGGGGGCUACAGGGAAGCAGAGAUCCAUCUUCAGCACACGGAGGAGCCCACGAUGGAGCAGAGGCAUGCCUAAGGAGGCUGUGACCCCACAGGGAGCCUGUGCUGGAGCAGGGUCCUGGCAGGACAUGGGGAGAGAGGAGCCCACGCUGCAGCUGCCUAUUCCUGAAGGACCGACCCUGUGGAAGGGACUCACACUGGGGAAGUGCAUUAAGAGCUCCUUGGAGGACUUCUCCCGUGGGAGGAACCCCAGGCUGGAGCAGGGGCGGAGCGUGAGGCGGCCUGCUCCUGAGGCAGAAGGAGCAGCAGAGACAGCAGCCCCCAUUCCCCAUCCCGCUAUCGGGAAGGAGGCGGAGGAAGCCAGGAUCGAUUCCGAGCCGGGGGCGAACAGAGGAACGGAUGUUGGACGUUUCCUUUGACGUCCUGACGGCCCCGCGUUGAGUUGAUGGGUGACAAGCCCCGGUAAUUCCCAGCUCCAGCCGUCCCGUCCGCGCCGGUGCCCGCAGCGGCCCCUCAGAGCCCCGGCGGCGCUCAGGGCGCAGCCGCGCCGGCAUCACGUGGGCGGCGGGGCCGCGGCUGCUCGGGAUCGGCUCCCGAUCCUCCGGGAGCGGCUCCGCUUCUGGCUCCUCCGGGCACGGAUCCGGCUGCGGCUGCACUUCUGAUCCCGCCUGGCACGGCUGCGGCUCCGCCGGGCACGGAUCUGGCGGCGGCUCCGGUUCGGGUCCCUUCCGAUACGACUCUUGCUCCGGCUCCUCCGGGCACGGCUCCCAUUCCGGCUGCGGCUUCUCCGGACGCGUCUCGGCUUUUCGGGCCGGCUUCUCCCCCGGGCACGGCUCCGGCUUCUCACCCGGGCACGGCUCCCACUCCCGGUGCGGCUGCCCCGGCCAUGGGGGCGGCGGCGGGCGCGCCUCCGCCGUGAGGAGCAGCAGCGGCGGCGGGACCCAGCGAUGUUGCGGGGCCAGGUCAAUUUUGAGGAAGAGAGCCAGAAUCCACCUGCUGUGGGACACUGGAAGCCCCUGAUGCCAUCCAAAGGCGACAAGGAGGAGCCAGAGAGUGGAUGCCAGGAUGCUGGAGGUGUGCAUGAACCCCAGUCCACGGAGCAGCUCAAUGUGUCCCGGCUGCGCAGCUCCUCGGUGGAGAUCCGGGAAAAGGGCUCUGAGUUCCUGAGAGAUGAGCUGCACAAAGCACAGAAGGAGCUGAAGCUCAAGGACAAAGAAUGUGAGAGAUUGUCAAAAGUCAGGGAACAGCUGGAGCAGGAACUGGAGGAGUUAACAGCCAGCCUGUUUGAGGAAGCCCACAAGAUGGUGAGAGAAGCCAAUACCAAACAGGCUGCGGCAGAAAAACAGCUCAGGGAGGCCCGGGGCAAGAUUGACAUGCUGCAGGCAGAGGUGACAGCCCUGAAGACGCUGGUGAUCACAUCCACACCGUCCUCCCCAAACCGGGAGCUGCACCCUCAGCUGCAGAGCCCUUCCAAAGCUGGCUUCAGGAAGGGCCACGGGCGGAACAAGAGCACCAGCAGUGCCAUGGUGUCAGCUGCCAGCCAGAACGCGGCUCCAGAGCCUGUCAGCCGGGAAUGCAAAGAGCGUUCCUCCUUCUUCCCCCUCCUCUUGGACACUCCAGGUGGACUCCAUUUUAUUUGCCGAGUUCCAGGCCUGGAAGGAAUCUCCAACUUUGGACAAAUCCUGCUCCUUCCUGGACAGAAUUUACCAAGAAGAUGUAGGACCUUGUCUGGACUUCACCAAGCAGGAGCUGUCGGAGCUGGUGCGAGUGGCUGUGGAGCAGAACACCCUCACCAUCGAGCCAGUGGCUUCCCACACUGUCCCUGUGGGGAAGGCAGCAGCAGAGGAGUGUGGUGGCCCCAAGAAAUGUGCUCUGAGUGGCCUCCCCAGGACCUGCAAGCACCGGAUCAUGCUGGGGGAUUCUGGGAAUUACUACUACAUUUCCCCUUCCUGCAGGGCCAGGAUCACAGCAGUGUGCAACUUCUUCACCUACAUCCGCUACAUCCAGCAAGGCCUGGUGAGGCAGGAUGUGGAGCUAAUGUACUGGGAGGUCAUGCGGCUCCGGAGGGAGAUGUCUCUGGCCAAACUUGGAUUUUAUCCCAGCGAGAUGUAAGCAGAGCCCUGAGCGUGGAAGGAAACUGCUCCUGAAGGAAGGGCUUGGAAUGUGAAGCCUGUCCUGCUCCCUCCCACCUUCCCUCUGCCUAGAGCAAGGAGCAAGAGGCACAAGUUCCACCUCAGCUGUCCUGCUUCUCCAAGUGUGACUGGAAUGCAGCUACCACACUGCCCCUGGAGCUGGGCUGGCCCUGGCUGCUCUGGGAUGGCCAUCCAUGGACUCUGGAGUGUCCUAUAUGCAGUGUAUAUCCAUUUUUUUUUUAACUUUUUGUUUUUAUAUGCAAUCUGCUUUGGCAUAACCCAAGGCCAGGCCUGUGCAGGGUGGGAGUUCUGAACCUUCCUUGUGAGCCAGUCUGUCAGAACAGAUGCUGGCUGUCUGUUCCACUUGUUUUUUUGGGAUGGAGGGUGCUGUCCCUGAGGUCCUGCUGACCACAGCAGCCCUGAAAAUGCCAGCAGAGCACAAUAAUCUUGAACAGUUUGUUUCCAAGUACUUCCUUGUUCCUUUUCAAGGAGCCUGCGAGAGAAGCUUGUUGCCAGGGGAGUCACAAAGAGGGAUUUGUUCCUGUUUUUAGCUGGAUGUUUGGCACUGGGUGAUGCAGGCUGGGAAAUGGCUGGAGCUGUGCACCUGGGGCCUCCAGCAGAAGAAAGGGAGCAGGGAAAUUCCCUAACUCCCAGCUGGCUGCAGGAUUUUUUCCCCUGGACUAGGGAGUAUGCUGCAGUUGUCAGAGGCAGAUGCAGGACCCUGUGACCAGUUCCUGGUGUGAAAUCCCCCAUGAUGCUCCUAAACACAAACCUCACCCACAAACAAGCAUUGGAGCUUAUCCUGCUCUUGAGGGAGCUUUGGGCAGUCCCGUUCCCACCCUUCAGGCAGAGCCCAUGUUCCCAGGUUGGGUUCUUUGUGUCUGCAGGAGGAGCGUGCCAGGCUGGGCAGUCCCAAAGCCUGGAGAUUCCUUCCCAGUGUUACAUCAGACCUGGAGAUGCCUGUCCACUGGGAGUCACAACUUUUCCUGGGCUGCCAUUCCCUGGUGAGGGAAUCUGAAACCUCUUUGUGUGCACAUGAGGGAUGUGGCUGACAUUCCUGCCUGCCCCAAAAUGUGCUGGGAGGGAGGGAUGUCACUGGAGCUGUAGGAAUUCACAGGUUUGACACAUCCUGAACUCAGACCAGGUUUAUUAAAGCCAUGACAGUAUUUUGUAGCUAAUUUAGUCUUUUUUUAAGUGACUCUGGAAUCAGCUCAGCCAUCACCCACUCUGGGGUUUUCACUUCUGACAGGGUUGUCACCCUGUCCCUCUGCCACCCUCAGCAAGCUGGUGCCCAUCCUCAGCUCCAUAAUUCCAUCCUCUACUUAAGGAUGUUACAGUAGGAACUCAGUUUUCUUCCACUGAGCUGCUGGAUUGUGUCUAGGGGAGAGAGAAAUAACACAGCUUUGGUUUCCCCAGCUGUGGAUUUCAGCUCAGGUGAAUUCCAUCCCUGGAAUUUCUCCCUGCAUCUCUUCCCCCUGUCCUUUUGAUCUCCACGUCUUCCUGUGCCGUGAGCUGCCACACUGCACAAACGUUGCAGCACUGGGGAUGAGAUGAUCUCUCUGGGUAGGAGAUGUUUUGGUUUGUGGGAUGUUUUUUCCCCUCAGUGUCACGUUGAAAAGCACUUUGAGACAGAAGGAACUGGAGCAAUGCCUUGUCUGAGGUUGUCUUGCAUUUCAAACAAAGCAGAGAGAACAAUUUGUGAAGGAAAAUGAAGUCACUCUGUUUGCAGCAGGAUGGUUGCACCCUGCUCUUUCAUAAAGGAAAAUAAACAUUUGCUAUUAACCUCUACAA
Molecule: messenger RNA, 4181 nt
Organism: Poecile atricapillus (Black-capped chickadee)
Lineage: Eukaryota; Metazoa; Chordata; Aves; Passeriformes; Paridae
Gene: RAB3IL1
Product: RAB3A interacting protein like 1
Exons: 10
Coding region: 1206-2405 (399 amino acids)
Biological process (GO): exocytosis
Cellular component (GO): Golgi to plasma membrane transport vesicle
Molecular function (GO): guanyl-nucleotide exchange factor activity
Source: RefSeq, a predicted model, not a curated record